Striga hermonthica is the source of this 1397-nucleotide messenger RNA. NCBI's taxonomy places the organism in Eukaryota, Viridiplantae, Streptophyta, Magnoliopsida, Lamiales, Orobanchaceae. The record is from the annotation of a GenBank genome assembly.
UAUUAUAAUAUUAUUCAUCAUUAAAAUCAUAGAGUACUGGGACAUGGGUGACGCCAACGUCGAAUGCGUGUACUGCGGAGCAAUGUUUUGGUAUUCUGAGAGAAAGUCUUCUGAGAGAACGUCAGCUGUUACCGAGUAUGGUGGUUGUUGUGUGAAUGGUAUCAUUGAACUUCCUGUUCUACCUAAUUCGCCACAAUAUUUGAGUGAAUUGCUACAUGCAGAUAGCCGCACUAGCAAACACUUUCAAGAAAAUAUUAGAUCCUACAACAGCAUGUUCGGCUUUACUUCGCUGGGAGGCAAGAUCAAUACAAAUAUCAACAAAGGAUCGGGACCACCAGUCUUCAGUUUGCACGGACAAAACUACCAGCUCAUGGGUAGUUUACUUCCUUCUGAAGGGUCAACUCCUAAGUUUACUCAGCUCUAUAUAUAUGACACUGAUAAUAAAGUAACCAACAGAAUGAAUGUUGUCAGAAAUGCUGACGGUGCUACCGAUUUGAACGGUGAAAUUAUUUCUGGUUUGACGACCAUGUUGGAUGAGCACAACGAACUUGUGAAAUCAUUUCGUUUGGCUAGAGAAAGAAUUCAAGAACAUGGCGAAGCUAAUGUCAAGAUUCGUUUGAUUGGAAGGAGAUCUCAUGAUGCCAGACUUUAUAACUUGCCGACGAGUUCUGAAGUUGCUGUAUUGGUCGUUGGAGAUUUCGAUCAGGCUAUGGGUGAGCGAGAUAUAUUGGUUGAAACCAAGAGCGGACGACUCCAGCGAAUAAAUGAGCUUAAUGCUUCAUAUCUGGCUUUACAGUAUCUUCUUCUUUUGCCCUAUGGCGAGGAUGGCUAUAGAGAAGAUAUACCGUUUUCAAAUCAGAAAGUUGAAAAAGAAAAGGGUCGCAAAACAGUGAGCGUCCGGGAAUACUUUGCAUACCAGAUCCAUGAUAGGAAAAACGAACCAUCUACUAUUCUUUCAUCUAGAAGAUUGUUUCAACAAUUUGUCGUUGAUGCAUAUACCAUGGUUGAAUCAUCGAGGUUGCGGUACAUACGAUUCAAUCAGAGUCGAAUUCGAUGUGAUAUUUACAAUAGAUUGGCGGAUGCAGUUCUUCAUGGCGAUGUCGAUCCAAGCUCUAGAAGAGAGAGAAUUAUCCUGCCUUCUUCAUUCACUGGGGGACCUCGGAACAUGAUUCAAAACUAUCAGGAUGCAAUGGCAAUUUGCAGAUGGGCAGGUUAUCCCGAUUUGUUUAUAACAUUCACGUGCAAUCCAAAAUGGCCCGAGAUUGUUCGAUUUUUGGAACCAAAGAGAUUGCGACCUGAGGAUCGCCCGGAUAUUAUUUGCAGAGUUUUCAAGUCAAGAUUAAAGGAAUUGAUCAGGGAUUUUCGUAAGAAGCAAAUUUUCGGCACAGUUGUAGCAG